GCCCGCCCAUUGCCCAUCCCUAGCACCCUCUCCAAUGUCCCCAUUGCGCCUGGGGUCCGCCAGCCGUCGCACACGCCUCCACCUGGGCCCGCCCUCGCUGUGAGCGCCUUCUGUGAGCGCCCUGAGAGCACCCGACCCGCCAUGCCCGCCACGGGAGGCAGCAGGGCAGUCCACGCGCCGCCCUCGAAGCCGACAGACAAGGGCAAGAUGGCACAGGCCACGCAGCCGCGCAGAGAGAGCAGCGCGGGCACCUCAGCCCAGCGGCCUGGCAUCAAGACGCGCGCAUACUCGGCUCCCAACGUGCCCAAGAGCGACACCGACGGUGGCAGCGAGCUUGACCGCACCGACGAGGCCAGCGAGGCCGACGAGAUUGCCGACGAUGCCUUCUUCCAGCGCUACCACUUCCCCCAGCCCACGGCCCUCUCCACCCAGCACGAGGAAGGCGACAGCAGCGCCGAAUCCUCGUCCGACACCGAGGGGCCCCUCUCGCCCACCCACCACAAGGACCGCCAGGCCGCCCUCGACGCAGCUUCGGAGCCCUCGACGAGCUCUGCCAACAGCGACUCGGCAUCAACCAUGCAGGACCUCAACAUCGCCGUCAUCGGCGCGCGGGCUUCGGGCAAGUCGACCUUCAUCCGUCGCGCCCUGGGGCUGCCCGACACGGCCACGACGACUUCGUGCUCGCGGCGCAUGACCAUCGACGGCACCCCCUACAUCGUGCGCUUCCUCGAGAUGACCUUCAACGACGUGCAUGUGGGCGACCGCAGCAUCAUCAAGUGGCCCGAGACGAUACACGACUUUGCAACGCCGCGCAUGGACGCCGCCGUUACCCUCUACGACGUCACAAAACACGAGAGCCUGGGCAAGGUCCCGGAGAUGCUGAGCACACUGUCCAAGGCUCACUUGCCCUUUAUCCUCGUAGCCUGCAAGUGCGAUCAGCACCCCGCCCACCGCGAGGUCGAUCCGGCCGUUGUGGAGCAGAAAGCAAAGUCCUUCAUUGGAGACGUGAGCGUGUUUCAGACCUCCGAGUCGUCCCCGGAGACGCACCGAGGAUGCCUGUCCGUCAUCACUCGCGCUGCCAUAGCCGCUAAGCGCCCCAGGUCCCAAGCUUCCAUGGCGCGGCGCCGGGCCAACUCUUCCGCCGUAAAAUCAAUGACCCAAAAGGACCUUUGGAGCCGCAAGCACGAGCGGGCUAGCUCGGAGAUCUCCAUGAGGUUUCAACGGGGUUCUAGCGAGAUCAAGGGCCACCGUUAUAAGCCCAGCGACGCCAACAAAACUUUUUUCAACGCUGAAGAGUCGCCCGGCUAUGAUUCGCAAGAGUCUGAUGACCAGGACUCGGACGCCGGCCAAAGCAUCAUGUCGGUGAAGCCGUCGGAUGAGAAUGGCUACACCUUCGAGCAGCUGGUCGACCGACUCCUCGCCCAGCCCAUGUCCAAGAACGACUCCAAGUUCGUCUCCGUCUUCCUGGCCCUGUAUCGGAGAUUCGCAACCCCGGGCCAGCUACUAGAAGCCAUCAUCAAGCGCUUCGAGUCGCAGAAUAAGGAAAAAGAACUGCCCAUGAUCCGCAUCAUUGCCCAGCUCCGUUACCUGUCGAUAUUGCAACACUGGGUGUCCUACUAUCCCGGUGACUUCGCAUACCCAACCACCCGUCGACUGAUUCGGAGGUUUGCUUCGUCCUUGGCCUUGAACCGCGAGUUCUCCGUCGCCGCAACGGAGAUUAUCCGCGAUCUUGAGAUGGUCACUGAGGAUGACGACACCGACUGGGCAUGCAGCGACCGCCAACGAGCCCAGAACGAAAACAUACCGACGUUCCACAAUAACGUCCUGGACGAAGACUCCGACGAGGACGAGUUUUCAAGAGCACUCGGCCACAUGUCUAUGAGCAGUUCGGCGCGGAAUUCAGUUGCCCGUAGCAGCGUGACUGGCGGUGCUUCAUCAACCAACGGCUCCAUGAGCUCAUCGCAGAUUCUGCUCACCCAAGUCGAGAAGAACGAACGACUCGCUCGACAAUUAGAACCCAAUCCAAUCAAGCCCAUGUCCAAGAUCCAGUGGCACCAGCUUAUGGGUGAAUCGGACGAAGCCAUCGCAAAGGAACUCACCCGGAUAGAUUGGAUCAUGUUCUCCUCGGUGCGACCACGCGAUCUUGUACGUCACGUCAGCUUGAAUGCCGAAGAGAAGAAGCGAUGCAAGAAUCUCGAAAACGUAACACGCAUGACCGAGCACUUCAACCACGUCGCCUACCUCGUCACCAACUACAUCCUCCUACGCGACAAGCCCAAGCACAGGGCGCUCAUGAUGGAGAAGUGGAUGAAGAUUGCACGACAACUUCGGAAACUCAACAACUACAACAUGCUAGGUGCUGUCAUGGCAGGUAUCAACGGCACAGCAAUUGGACGACUGGUAGCAACUCGGGAGCUGGUCCCUCAAGCCACCAACCAAGACUUCUGGAAGCUCGACAUCCUCAUGGGCCAGACCAAGUCGCACUCCGCAUACCGGCUGGCGUGGGAGAACAGUUCCGGCGAGCGCAUACCAUAUAUCCCACUACACCGCCGCGACCUCGUAUCGGCUUCGGAAGGCAACUCAACCUUCGUCGGCGACAAGAAGAAGACAGACUCCGCAUUCGCCCCCCACCCAGGCGUCAGCGUCCUGGAAAGCGUCGUAGGGAAACGCGACAGCCGAGAGCCACCGCCAGGCGGGGUCGUCGGCAAGGAGCGGAUAAACUGGCGGAAGUUUGAGAUCAUGGGCGAAGUCAUCGUUGGAGUACAACGCGCGCAAGGUACUCCGUAUCCGAACUGGCACAGGUGCGAAGAGAUUCGAAAUCUAAUCUUGGAUAUCAAGAUCAACAAAGACGACGAAGAACUCUACGAGCGCAGCACCCAUCUCGAGGCGGGCAGAGCCGACGAGAAGAGCAGGAUCGCAAGAUGGUUCCGAGAGCGUUAGUGCUUCUCUUCUUACUUACCCACCCAUUCCUAGCGCGCAGCUUUUCUUAUCUUCAUCUUUCAUGUUGAGAUCAGAUAAGCUAAGUGCAGGUCUUUGACUACAGCCGGGCGUCUAUCCUUGCCCUCGUUGCCCUCCCUGCCUCCAGCGCAAAACUACCAAGCCGCCGCGAGCACUACCAACUUUGUGCGAAUCUGAGCACACACCACAUCCACACCAUCUACAACACGUCG
Alternaria rosae is the source of this 3170-nucleotide messenger RNA. Its product is annotated as ras guanine nucleotide exchange factor domain-containing protein. Gene Ontology annotation, biological process: Ras protein signal transduction; positive regulation of GTPase activity. Lineage: Eukaryota; Fungi; Ascomycota; Dothideomycetes; Pleosporales; Pleosporaceae. The coding region runs from base 142 to 2940 and encodes 932 amino acids. Gene Ontology annotation, molecular function: guanyl-nucleotide exchange factor activity. The transcript is spliced from 5 exons. Gene Ontology annotation, cellular component: plasma membrane. The record is from RefSeq and is a predicted model, not a curated record.